GGGGGGUAGCAUACGCAGCAGCUGAAAAUCUGCCGAGGCCCACGGUACCACGCAGUGUCCCCGUGAGCCGCCCAAAAAGCAGAGCGUGGGGUGGGGAGGCCCCUUUACGCCUCCGGGACCGCAGUAUGACACAUGUGCAAUGCUGUGAUCGUGGUGGCUCCGUGUCCCCGUGACAAGUCGUUGCCCUCCGGCUGUGCACGCAGGGAACACUCCUCGUGGCACAGACUCGUGCUGAGUGUGACACUUGUGGUCUUCCAGGGGCCGGUGAGGUUUGAGGACGUGGCCAUCCAUUUCUCCCGGGAGCAGUGGGAGAUGCUGGCGCCGUGGCAGCAGGAGCUGUACCGUGCCGUCAUGAUGGAGAACUACGAGCUCCUUGUCCAGCUCGGCCAGGAAGCUGCCAAACCAGAGCUCGUCUCCAGGCUCGAGCGGGGGGCAGAGCCGUACGGCCCCGAGCAGCAGGACUUGGAGCGGGGCGCAGUCCCUGCCAGCACUUCCACGGGGAAACGGUCCAGGAGGAGAGCGGGGAGGCAGAGGCAUCAGGUCAGCUCCCAGGGAGAUGCAGAGGCUCGAGGGCCCUCGUCCUCGACGCUGAAAGCCCAAGCGUCCCUGGCCGAGACUGACGGGCCGAGCCCAGCCGCCGGCAGCCCUGCCUGCCCGGGCCUGGGGGCCCGUGAGAGCCCGCUGCGGUGUGGGCAGUGCGGGAAGAGCUUCGCCCGCUGGCAGAACCUGGCGACGCACCGGUGCCUGCACACCGCUGAGCGCCUGCACGGCUGCGCCCACUGCGGCAAGCGCUUCGCCACGUGCAAGGUGCUGCAGACCCAUGUGCGGGGCCACCAUGCCGGGGGGGGCCCUGCACUUGCCCCCACUGUGGGUGCCCUUCACCACGCGGCAUGGCUGCGCUACCACCGCUGCCAGCUGGCAGGGCAGCACCCCCACCGCUGCGCCCGCUGCGGCAAGGGCUUUGCCACUACCUCCCGCCUGGCCACCCACCGGUGUGUGCACUUGGCCGAGCGCCCCUUCGCCUGCGCCCACUGUGGGAAGGGCUUCCGGCUCCGGACUGGCCUGGCCUCGCACCAGGGCAUCCACACCAGGGAGAGGCCGCACGCCUCAGCGUAUUUAACUUAUGACCUCAUAUACCUGAUCCAAUGA
Molecule: messenger RNA, 1149 nt
Organism: Alligator mississippiensis (American alligator)
Lineage: Eukaryota; Metazoa; Chordata; Crocodylia; Alligatoridae
Product: zinc finger protein 250
Exons: 4
Coding region: 133-1149 (338 amino acids)
Biological process (GO): regulation of DNA-templated transcription
Source: RefSeq, a predicted model, not a curated record